Nannizzia gypsea CBS 118893 is the source of this 1536-nucleotide messenger RNA. RefSeq lists its product as hypothetical. The record is from RefSeq and is a predicted model, not a curated record. The coding region runs from base 1 to 1536 and encodes 511 amino acids. The transcript has a single exon. NCBI's taxonomy places the organism in Eukaryota, Fungi, Ascomycota, Eurotiomycetes, Onygenales, Arthrodermataceae.
AUGCCAUCGACGCAAUCCGGUGACCGUCCUAUGACGCCGGUGAAGGUUCGUGGGAAAAAACGACAUCGCGGAGAUGGGAGCCAUGCCACAGACAAGGGGCGGCCCGGACCAAUUUCAACAAGGGCCAACAGCGACGGCACAGGCCGUUUGCCUAUACCCUCAAAAGAUACGAUCAUUAAACCAAAAUUUCGGACGCAAUUUGCCACUAUAAAUAAAAUAAACUCCCGAAGAAGUUCAUUACAAUCGCUGCCCACGGAAAUCUUGGAGCAGAUAUUUUUCGACUGCCUAGAAAUAAAUCUACUCCACGUAUUUCCAAGGCUUGCAUUUGCGGUGUCUAAUGAAUGUAUAUAUUCCCGUAUAACUAUGCUUGCCAUUUGGAAGGAACCAAUCUCAAAACACCAUAUAGGGGAUAAAGCUACCGAUAUCGAGUUAGCUGGUCUUGAACUAGUGGAUGAAGCAAUGGAUGGGGCGGCCAGGCCCCCCUUGGAACUUGGAAAGAAGGAAAUAAUGAAAGAAUUUCGUCCGGUUGGGUAUCGAAAAUUAUCUAGGACAGAAAAAGCGAGACUACAGUCCCAAAUUUUCAGCUGUCGAUGGGCUACUCUUGAACUUAUCAGCUCCUGUGUUGUUAAAUGCAAUGAGCUACAACAACUUCUAAUCCACGGUUACGAGUCACAGAGAAAUGUGCCCGAUCUGAUCAACAUUUUAAGGGCACUAGAAAGUAACUUGCUCUGGUCAUACCCACACAGCCUCGACUUUAAGGAAAAUACUGCUCUACGGACAUCAUUGCACUACCAUAAUAUAAAAACCAUGGUUCCUUACAGGAUGUCUCAAAAUGCAGCCUGUAUCUUCUCCAUCCCUGAAAAAGCAAUAGAUAAGAGGCCUUGGACCCCUCGAAAACUGGAGUUAUUCAGAUUACUUCGCCUCCUACUCUAUCAAGGAACAAACUCAGUUCCCAAUCAGCCGUACCCACGAGAAGUUCUCCAUGAAGGCGUUCAUCAAGCUAUUAUCGAAAACCGAUCGGGAAUAGUGGAACGGCUGCUUGAGUUAGAUGAAUAUUGUGUUCGUUCCAUAGCAUUCUCGUUCAAGGGUGUACCUAAGAAUGCCGGCUACGAUAUUCCAUCAGAACAUUUCCUUACCGCUAUUCGCUAUUCCACAAUGCCGGAUAUGAUGAAAACACUGGUUCGUGCAAGCGCAGAGUCACUUCCGUUUGACAGUUCAGAAAUUACUCAAUGGGCACUUGAACGUGAGGAGCCAUCCUCUCCAUUUUAUAAAUGGCUCUUAGAACUUAUGGUUCAACUGCCGUCUUAUCAGAGACGUCACUCCUCCCGCCAGAGUCUGUUUGUCUGUGGAAUGCUCAACCUAUCACUGCAGUUGGGAGGUUCCAUAAAACCACACCGCUAUCUGAGAUAUGAUGUUACUUAUGAACCGUACAAGGAAGCAUGGUCCGAAGAGCCAUACGCAUGGCCUGUAGGUUUGUUUUACCUUGCGGACGAAGCUCCCAUCGAUAUUAGCGUGUUACAGCACCAAAGAUCAUAA